AUGAAUGUUGUUACUUUGUGGAGUGGAAGGCAAUUGGAAGAUUCUCCUACUAAGGAGCCAUCAAAGGAGAUCAUUGAAGAAGUAGAUGAAGGUAAGAAAGUGAUCGAUAGUGCUAAGGUCGAGGAUGAAUCAAGGGAAGCAACUCCAAAUCUGCUUGCUUCGUACGUGCCUAAGGUUCCUUUUCCUCAAAGGUUAGCCCAAGCUAAGCUUGAGAAAAAUGCUAUAUCCGCGAUUCCGUCUUAUGCUAAAUUUUUAAAGUAUAUGCUUUCAAACAAGAAAAAGCUAGAAGAGAAUGCUACAGUUGCUUUGACUGCAGAGUGUAGUGCUAUUUUGCAGAAUACUCUCCCUAAGAAAUUUGGUGAUCCAGGUAGCUAUUCAAUUCCAGUGAAGCUUGGAGAUAUUGAAAUUAACAGGGCACUAUGUGAUCUUGAUGCAAGUGAAGAUGUAAAUGUUCCGAUUAUUCUUGGUAGACCUUUCUUAGCUACUGCAGGUGCAAUCACUGACAUGAAAAACGGUAAGAAUACCUUUGAAAGUGCGCAGCUUCCUUUGAGAAAACCAGAUGAUGCACUCAAAAUAGUGCUAGUAGGGAAGGAUGAUGACGGAGAUUGGUAA
This is a messenger RNA of Chenopodium quinoa (quinoa), 612 nucleotides long. RefSeq lists its product as uncharacterized. Bases 1 to 612 code for a protein of 203 amino acids. The transcript has 4 exons. The record is from RefSeq and is a predicted model, not a curated record. Lineage: Eukaryota; Viridiplantae; Streptophyta; Magnoliopsida; Caryophyllales; Amaranthaceae.